GGAGCGGGCUAGGGUGCAGUGGGCCCCGCGGGCGGGCGGGCUGGCCGGGUCCCGGGGAGCGGCGCCUGCGUCCGGAUGCCCCUCCCGGCCGCCUCUUCCUGCCGGCUCCAAGUUUCGGUUUCGCCGCCGGGGUGCCAGGUCCAGCCCCGCCCGCGGCGCCCACCGACCCUGUUUCCCGGCUGCGGGAGGGGCCGGGGUGGGGGCAGCGGGCACCCAUGGGACCCCGGCGACAUCCCCGGAGCGCAGAGAGCCCCCGACCCGCCCAUCCCGGCAGUGCUGCCCCCGGGAAGUGGCCGGGGCACGGGCGGGUAGUGGACGGGGACAGCCGGACCGGGGCCUGCAGCUCCGCCCGGGAAUCCUGCGCCUGCACGAAUUGCAACAACGGAAAAGUGAAGUUGCAAAAACAGACUCCUAACUUUUACCAGGGAGGCAUCGCCCCUUCCGGACCGCACCGCGCAGCAUCCUCCCGACUUGGCGAAGUCGCCCGAGCGCGGGGUUCAAGGCCGGGGUGGGCACCCCUCCCGGAUGGCUGCCUGCAAGCCAGUGGGCCGGGUCCUGGGGGAGUCCAGGCCGGGAGGGAAGGAGUUGUGCAAACAUGAUGGUGACCUUUCCCUGCCCCCACCUUGCUGACUUUGGUUGUGGUUGGGGGGAUGGGCUUUGAUUUGGGUGGCAGUGUCUGUGCUUGGGGAAAAAUGGCAGAGAAAAGACAGGAAGCGUAUUGAAUGCAGCAGUAUUGGGUGCCUGGGGCGCUCUCUUGUGUCUUUCGGCCCCUAGGGCAGACGGAACAAUUAGAUGCUUUAGGGGUCCGGGCGCGGUGGCUCAUGCUUGUAGUACCAAAACUUUGGGAGGCCAAGGCGGGCGGAUCACCUGAGGUCAGGAGUUCCAGACCAGCCUGGCCAACCUGAAACCCCUUCUCUACUGAAAACACAAAAAAUUAGCCAGGUGUGGUGGCGCAUGGCUGUAAUUCCAUCUACUUGGGACUUGGGAGACUGUGGCGGGAGAAUCAAUAGAACCCGGAGGCGGAGGUUGCAGCGAUUUGAGAUUGUCCACUGCACUCCAGCCUGGGGCACCAGCGCUGGUGUUGAGUCGUCCCAGCAGGACGCAUGGAGUGUCCUUCGUGCCAGCAUGUCUCCAAGGAGGAAGCCCCCAGGUUCUGCAGCCAGUGCGGAGAGAGGCUGCCUCCUGCAGCCCCCAUAGCAGAUUCUGAGAACAAUAACUCCACAAUGACGUCAGCCCCGGAGGGUGAAAUGGAGUGUGGGCAGGAGCUGGAGGAGGAAGGGGGCCCGUGCUUGUCCCCGGGCUCAGACAGUUGGCAAGAAAACCCCAACGAGUCCGGUUCCGAUGCCUCCUGGACCGUCCAAGAAGUGAGUGCACCGCCCCUGGCUCCCCCCUGCUCACUCUGCCCAGGAUAAUCUCACUGCACAGCUGCCCAGCUGGCCCCCGAAAAUGCCACCACAGCCCAGCCCAUUGAACCUGCCCACAGGGCAGCAGCAGAGCCGCCCCUUCUGCACCUGAUUUGUCUCUGGCUGGAGUCUGUGGGUUCCAGACCCCUUAGGGCC
Molecule: messenger RNA, 1559 nt
Organism: Rhinopithecus roxellana (golden snub-nosed monkey)
Lineage: Eukaryota; Metazoa; Chordata; Mammalia; Primates; Cercopithecidae
Product: E3 ubiquitin-protein ligase RNF213-like
Exons: 3
Coding region: 1104-1412 (102 amino acids)
Source: RefSeq, a predicted model, not a curated record